Molecule: messenger RNA, 636 nt
Organism: Ruditapes philippinarum (Manila clam)
Lineage: Eukaryota; Metazoa; Mollusca; Bivalvia; Venerida; Veneridae
Exons: 3
Coding region: 1-636 (211 amino acids)
Source: RefSeq, a predicted model, not a curated record
AUGGCUCCUUGGGAAAACUUUUUAAAGAAAAUAUAUUUGGAUCCAGCACAUCCGGCAAGUUUUGCAGGCCCUCAGAAACUGUACAAAGUGGUGAAGGAUGAAGGCAAAUAUAACAUAGGUCAGGAGUUUAGAGCCAAGACGGUGCAAGAACUAAUGAAGAAACAUGACGUAAUAUAUUCACCCACACAAAAUGAGACAAAAGGCCAUUCAAACAAUAAAAACAAGGACAAUUACACGUAUUUACCAAUUCUUGAUGACAUCGUGGAAAGUUAUAAUCAAACGUUUCACAGAACAAUUGGAAUGAGGCCCAUUGAUGUGAAGGAGACCAACCAGGAGGAAGUUAGAUUAUCCACGUACUUUACACAAAACAAAAACAAAGGAAAAGGGAACAUUAAAUUGAGACCCUUCAAAUUUAAGAUUGGUGAUUAUGUACGGAUCAGUCAUCUGCGCACUGUGUUUACGCAAGCGAAUGAUGAAACCAACACUGGAGAAGUGUUUCGGGUUUACAAACGUUAUCACAGAGGUACAUUGCCUAUUUAUCGUCUUCAGAUCAUGCAACAAGAAGAAAUCAAAGGCACAUUCUAUGAAAGCGAGUUACAGAAAGUGGACAUUGAUCCUAAUCAAACAUGGAAAUAG